AUAAUGAAAUGCGACUGCCAACUCUUCUAACACUUUAACCGAUGAUCUCAGUUCAGACUCACACUCACUCCUUCGAUUUCUCGUGUUCUCGUUCUCUCUCUCUCUCUGCGCCAAACAAGAAAUAAUCAUAAUGGCCAAGAAACCGCCACUCGUGCCGACGCAUCUCCUCAUCGGCCUCAUCAUCGCCGCCGUAGCGGGAGGCGGCUCCGGCGAAGGGGAGCUUGACUACAAGAAGCUAUCGGGCAUUAUAAUCCCAGGCUUCGCGUCCACUCAGCUUCGUGCGUGGUCCAUCCUCGACUGCCCUUUCUCUCCCCUCGAUUUCAACCCUCUCGAUUUGGUCUGGCUCGACACCACCAAACUUCUUUCUGCUGUCAAUUGCUGGCUUAAGUGCAUGUUGCUUGAUCCAUACAAUCAGACUGAUCACCCUGAUUGCAAGUCCCGCCCUGAUAGUGGUCUUUCCGGCAUUACAGAACUUGAUCCAGGUUAUAUUACAGGUGGGUUUUCUUGUUUGUCUCCCUCUAUUCCUUGUAAUGCAAUAAUGGCUGUUCCUUAUGAUUGGAGAUUGUCACCAUCAAUGCUUGAAGAGCGAGACCUUUACUUUCAUAAGCUCAAAUUGACAUUUGAAACUGCAUAUAAACUUCGUGGUGGCCCCUCAUUGGUUUUUGCCCAUUCAUUGGGUAAUCAUGUCUUUCGUUAUUUCUUGGAGUGGUUAAAACUAGAAAUUGCACCAAAGCACUAUAUCCAAUGGCUAGAUCAACAUAUUCAUGCCUAUUUUGCUGUUGGAGCUCCCCUUCUUGGUGCAACUGAAACUGUUGAAGCAACACUUUCAGGAUUCACAUUUGGUCUUCCUAUUUCAGAGGGAACAGCUCGAUUGAUGUUCAACUCCUUUUCUUCGUCAUUGUGGAUGAUGCCCUUUUCCAAGUACUGUAGAUCAAAUAGUAACUAUUGGAAGCAUUUUUCUGGGGCAAGGCAUGUAGGUAACCACACGUAUCACUGUGAAGAUAAGGAAUUUCAGUCAAACUUCUCUGGAUGGCCAACAAAUUUAAUCAACAUUGAAAUUCCUUCAACUCGUGGAUUUGAUGCAUACCCUUCAAUCACAGAAAUACCUCAGUCUAAUUUGUCUAGCAUGGAAUGCGGAAUACCUACACAAUUAUCUUUUUCAGCUCGCGAAAUGUCAGAUGGAACCUUUUUCAAGGCAAUUGAAGAUUACGAUCCAGACAGCAAGAGGCUGUCGUACCAGUUAGAAAAAUCAUAUAUCAAUGAUCCUGUUCUUAAUCCUCUGACACCUUGGGACCGGCCACCAAUAAAAAAUGUCUUCUGCAUUUAUGGCACUGAUUCAAAGACUAAGGUUGGUUACUACUUUGCACCUAGUGGCAAGCCUUACCCUGAUAACUGGAUAAUUACGGAUAUCAUUUAUGAGUUUGAAGGUUCUCUAUACUCAAGGUCAGGGAAUCUGAUUGAAGGGAAUCCUGGAGCCACAAGUGGAGAUGAGACGGUACCAUACAACUCCCUUGCAUGGUGCAAGAGCUGGCUUGGACCAAAGGUGAACAUAACAAGAGCGCCUCAGUCUGAGCAUGAUGGUACAGAUGUACAAAUUGAGUUGAAUGUAGAACAUCACCAUGAUGAAGAUGUUGUUGCAAACAUGACAAGAUCACCAAAGGUUAAGUACAUAACAUAUUAUGAAGAUUCUGAGAGUCUUCCAGGAAAGAGGACAGCAGUUUGGGAACUUGAUAAAGCAAAUCACAGGAACAUUGUGAGAUCACCGGUGCUAAUGCGAGAGUUAUGGCUUGAGAUGUGGCAUGAUGUCCAUCCUGAUGCAAAAUCAAAAUUUGUCACAAAAGCUAAGCGAGGACCCUUGAGGGAUGAUGACUGUUACUGGGAUUAUGGCAAAGCUCGCUGUGCCUGGGCAGAAUAUUGUGAAUAUAGGUAUGUCUUUGGUGAUGUUCACCUGGGACAAAGCUGUAGGUUGAAAUCUACUUCAACUAACCAGUUGUUGAAUUAUUUGUAAAUAAGAAGGUACUGGUGGGGCUAACCCCAGGCAAGUCAUCCGCCGCACGACAUGCUACACAUGAAUAUUAGAACAGAUCCUCCAUAACUGAUUUUUGGCCGUGUUUUCCUGCGGCUUGUAGCGCCACUGAAUGCCAGCAAAUUCUUUUUUUCCCGUGUGUGGAACUUUUGACCCAUUCCUCAGCUCAUCUUUCAUCCACAUUCACCAUUUUCACAGUAUAUUUUGGCUCAGAUUACAGAGAUUUGUAAUGUUGUAGUCUAGUAUAUGUAGCUGCGGGAACCUCUUAAGUGGCAUGUUAAUGGCGGCAUCUACCAUCUAAUAUGUGUACCUUCAAAUGCUUAACAAAACAAUGUUUAGGUCAUGGUCUUGUAUUUGUUAAGAUACACGAUUUAUUCUGUUAAUGAUUAAAGUUAGGAGCAAUUUUUUACUGCUGGUUA
Molecule: messenger RNA, 2445 nt
Organism: Arachis duranensis
Lineage: Eukaryota; Viridiplantae; Streptophyta; Magnoliopsida; Fabales; Fabaceae
Product: phospholipid--sterol O-acyltransferase
Exons: 16
Coding region: 131-2008 (625 amino acids)
Biological process (GO): lipid metabolic process
Cellular component (GO): cytoplasm
Source: RefSeq, a predicted model, not a curated record